UCCUCGCUCCAGUGCCGGCUCCUCGUCUCGCUCCUGUGCCAACUCCCUGCGACUUCUGGGGCCUUCCUAUUCCGGACCUCCCUGCUCCCAUGACUCCAGUCCCCGUUCCUGCUCCAGUCCCCGUUCCUGCUCCAGUCCCUGCUCCAGCUCCUGCCCCGAUUUCGGCUCCCGCCCGAGUCCCGAUUCGGGCUCCAGUCCAGAUUCCGGUUCCAGCCCCGAGUCAGACUCCUGCGCCGGCUCCUGCUCCAGUCCCUAUUCCGGCUCCAGUCCCGAUUCCGGCUCCAGUCCCGAUUCCGGCUCCCGCUCCAGUCCCGGCUCCAGUCCCGAUUCUGGCUCCAGUCCCUAUUCCGGCUCCAGUCCCUAUUCCGGCUCCCGCUCCAGAUUCCGGCUCCUGCUCCAGUCCCUAUUCCGGCUCCAGUCCCGAUUCCGGCUCCAGCCCCGAUUCAGGCUCCGGCUCCAGCUCCCUCUCCAGCCCCGAGUCAGACUCCUGCGCUGGCUCAAGCUACAGUACCGACUCCGGCUCCAGUCGCGAUUUCGACUCCGGCUCCAGUCGCGAGUUCGACUCCGGCUCCGGCUCCCGCUCCGGAUCUGGCUCCCGCUCCGGAUCUGGCUCCGGCUCCCGAUCCAGCUCGGGCUCCCGAUCCAGCUCCGACUCGGGCUCCAGUCGUGAGCUCGACUCCGGCUCCAGCUCCCGCUCCGGAUCUGGCUCCAGCUCCUGCUCCCGAUCCAGCUUCGGCUCUGACCGGCCGUCCACCGGGCCGUCCGCCUGACCCUCCAUCUCUGACCGGCCGCCCACCCGGCCGUCCACCUGACCCUCCAGCCUUUUGGCCCCUCCGCCCCCCCUGUUUGGACCUUUUGUUUUUGUUUGGGCCGUCUGGAAUCCGGCCCUUUGAGGGGGGGUAAUGUAAGGGUCCGGUGCCAUGUGCUCCUUUGUUUGUUCCCCAUGUGCUU
Alosa sapidissima (American shad) is the source of this 951-nucleotide messenger RNA. Its product is annotated as cyclin-dependent kinase inhibitor 1C-like. The coding region runs from base 90 to 770 and encodes 226 amino acids. Lineage: Eukaryota; Metazoa; Chordata; Actinopteri; Clupeiformes; Clupeidae. The transcript is spliced from 3 exons. The record is from RefSeq and is a predicted model, not a curated record.